Nyctereutes procyonoides (raccoon dog) is the source of this 15590-nucleotide messenger RNA. RefSeq names its product piccolo presynaptic cytomatrix protein (gene PCLO). Gene Ontology annotation, cellular component: cytoskeleton of presynaptic active zone; glutamatergic synapse; axon. Gene Ontology annotation, molecular function: metal ion binding; structural constituent of presynaptic active zone; protein binding. Gene Ontology annotation, biological process: protein localization to synapse; presynaptic active zone assembly. Lineage: Eukaryota; Metazoa; Chordata; Mammalia; Carnivora; Canidae. The record is from RefSeq and is a predicted model, not a curated record.
AUGGGCAACGAGGCGAGCCUGGAAGGGGCCGGGCUCCCGGAGGGGCUGGCGGCGGCGGCGGCGGCGGCGGCGGCCGGCGGCGGGGCCGACGGGGCGGGGAGCUGCCCGCUCGCCGCGGGCCCGGCGGGCGUGGAGGCGGACCUGAGCCGGCUGAGCGACGAGGAGCGCCGGCAGAUCGCCGCCGUCCUGUCAAGGGCGCGGGGGCUGCCCCCGGGAAGCGUGGCCCCGGCCGCGGCGGAGCCGCCUCCCUUGCACAGGAAGCAAGAAUUGGAUAGUAGUCAUCUUCCAAAGCAACCAGGAAAACCGCCAGACCCUGGACGUUCAGCUCAGCCUGGUCUCAGUAAGAGUAGAACCACAGACGCUUUGAGGUCAGAGCAGAAGUCACCUGGACGGAGUCCUUCCACUAUUAGCUUGAGAGAAUCAAAGUCUCGAACUGAUCUGAAGGAAGAGCACAAGUCUGGUAUGAUGCCUGGCUUCCUCUCAGAGGUUAACCCUUUAAGUGCUGUCUCCUCUGUUGUAAAUAAAUUCAACCCUUUUGAUUUGAUAUCAGACUCUGAUGCAUCCCAGGAAGAAACUGCCAAGAAACAAAAAAUAGCUCAGAAAGAACAAGGAAAACCUGAAGGAAUCACAAAGCCUCCAUCACAACCGUCACCUAAGCCAGGUCCUAAGCAACAAGGACCUGUGAGGGUCCCACCACAGCAGGAUGGCUCUCCCAAAUCAGUAACUUCUCAGCAACCAGAAAAAAUGAAAUCACAACCUCCAGGGACAGCAAAGCCAAUUCAGGGGCUUACCCAGGCACCUCAGACAGACCAGGCACAAUUGCCACCUCAAAGAGAUGCAACCAGGCCUCAGACUAAACAGUCAGACACUGUGAGGGGAGAAUCUGUUAAACCCUCAGUGCAAAGCCCAUCCAAACCACCUAUUCAGCAAGCAAGUCCUGGAAAACCUCCAGCCCAGCAAUCUGGACCUGAAAAAGUUGCCACACCACACCCUGGGCCUGCAAAGCCCUCAGCUCAACAGCCAGGGACAGCAAAGCCCCCAGCCCAGCCACCAGGGACAACAAAGCCUGCUCCUCAGCAGCCUGGGACAAAGUCUCCAGCUCAGCUUGUUGGGCCUGCAAAGCUGCAAGCUCAACACACUGGGUCAGAGAAACUUCCAUCUCAGCAGCCAGGGCCCGCAAAGCCCCCAACCCAGCAGCCAGGGCCAUCAAAAUCUCCAGCUCACCAACCUGGGCCACAGUCUCUGGCUCAGCCACCUGGGCCUACAAAGACUCCAUCUCAGCAGGUUGGGCCAACAAAGUCUCUGGCUCAGCAGCCUGGGCCAGGAAAAAUGCCAGCUCAGUCUCCUGGCCCAGCAAAACCCCCUCAUCAGGCUGGUCCGGCAAAGCCCCCUCCUCAACACCCUGGCCCGGCAAAGCCCCCUUCUCAACAGCCUGGCCCGGCAAAGCCCCCUCCUCAACACCCUGGCCCGGCAAAGCCCCCUCCUCAACAGCCUGGCCCGGCAAAGCCCCCUCCUCAACAGCCUGGCCCGACAAAGCCCCCUCCUCAACAGCCUGGCUCUACAAAGCCUUCACCUCAGCAGUCUGGUCCAGCAAAACCCCCUCCUCAACAGCCUGGCCCAGCAAAGCCUUCAGCUCAGCAAUCUACAAAGCCAAUAAGCCAAACAGGAGCUGGGAAACCUCUGCAGCCAUCAUCAUCUCCAUCUGCAGCACAGACUCCAGUACAAGGCCUCCCUAAAACCAUCUGUCCUCUUUGCAAUACCACUGAACUUCUGUUGCAUGUUCCAGAAAAGGCCAAUUUUAACACAUGCACUGAGUGUCAAACCACUGUAUGUAGCCUCUGUGGUUUUAAUCCCAAUCCUCAUUUAACCGAGAUAAAAGAGUGGCUCUGUUUAAACUGUCAGAUGAAAAGAGCUCUAGGAGGAGAUCUGGCUCCAGGUCCAUCAUCACCUCAGCCCAAACCGAAGACUGCCCCUGCAUCAGCUGUGAGCAAACCAUCCCCACAGCCACAGCAGAGUUCUCCAAAGAAGGAUCCUAUACCCAAACCGGAUAUCUCAAAGGCACCUGAGUCUAAGAAGCCCCCACCCCUAGUGAAACAACCAACCAUUCAUGGUUCUCCCCCACUUGCGGCCAAGCACCCUCCUGUGGCAGAGUCCUCAUCCAAGCCAGCCCCUCCCAAAGAGCCUUCGGUCCCAUCGGAGCAGGCCAAGGUCUCCACGGCUGAGGAUAAACCAAAGCAGCCCAAGACGGUAAAACCAGCCACAGAUGUGUCUUCAGCAUCAAUAGCAGCAAAGCCUGAUAUUCCAAGCUCUAGAGUGCAGUCAGAGGAUCAAGAGAUAAUAGCCCCUCCUCUCAAAACAGAUGCUGCCAAACCGUCGCAGAGUUUUCCACCAACAGGAGAAAAAGUCACCCCUGUCGAUUCUAAAGUCAUACCCCGACCUGCAUCAGAUUCAAAAAUUAUUUCACAUCCUGGGCCUAGUUCAGAGAGCAAAAGUCAAAAACAAGUGGAUCCUGUUCAAAAGAGGGAAGAACCCAAGAAAGCACAAACCAAAAUGAGUCCUAAGCCAGAUGCCAAGCCCAUGCCAAAAGGGUCACCUCCACCCCCAGGCCCACGACCUACCACUGGCCAAACUGCCCCCACAUCUCAGCAGCCCCCAAAGCCUCAGGAGCAGUCGAGACGCUUCAGUCUGAGUCUGGGAAGUAUUACGGAUGCCCCCAAAUCACAGCCCACGACGCCUCAAGAAACCGUGACUGGAAAACUCUUUGGGUUUGGAGCUUCAAUCUUCAGCCAGGCAUCAAAUUUAAUCUCCACAGCAGGCCAGCCUGGGGCCCAGUCUCAGAGUGGGCCUGGGGCCCCAGCAAAGCAAGGCCCUCCCCCUUCGCAGCCACCUCCUCAGGGGCCACCCAAAUCCAUGGGCCAGAUGCCCCCAGUGCCUGCAAAGGUUAUACCUGUGAAAAAAGAAACAAAAGCUCCAGUGGCUGAUAAAUUAGAGCCCAAAGCUGAACAAGUUCCAACUGUAAAAAGAACAGAAACAGAAAAGAAGCCUCUGCCUGUCCAGGAUAGCAAAUCUUCAGCAGCUGAGCCUCAAAAGACUGUCCUUGCCCCCAAAUUGGAGGAAGCCUCCAAACCAGAAUCAACUUGUCCUCUCUGCAAAACUGAACUCAACAUAGGUUCUAAGGAUCCCCCUAACUUCAGUACUUGCACUGAAUGCAAGAAUCAAGUGUGUAAUCUCUGUGGAUUUAACCCUACACCACACUUGACUCAGAUUCAAGAAUGGCUUUGUUUAAAUUGCCAAACCCAGAGAGCACUAUCAGGACAGCUUGGCGAUAUGGGCAAGAUGCCACUUACACCCUCAGGACCAAAAGCCACUCCUAUGCCUGUCCCUCCAGAACAACCAUCUCCCAAAACAGCAAUGCCUAUCCAAGUAAAAAUGAAAAAGAAGGAACAAGAAGUCAAAAUGGAAGCUGAGCAGAUCAUUCCAGAAAAAGUGCAAGAAAUACUGUCAGUUGAAAAGAUUGUCCCAAAGGCAACCACAGAUCAGAAACAAGAGGGUAAACUAGAGAAAGACAAAACUUCAGCCCCUCAAGAAAAACAGCCACCCCCUGAAGACAAAAAGCCACUCCCAGAAGAAAAAAAACCACCUCUUGAAGAAAAAAAGCCAGCCUCUGAAGACAAAAAGUUACCCCCAGCAACAAAACCAUCAGCUCCAGAGAAGGAACAGAAACAAGACUUAGUUAAAACUCAAGUACCAACUGCUGAAGAAAAGCCUGCGGGCAGAGUGGCUCCACAGGUGGUAGAGGAGGAGCAACCCCAGACCCAGACCGAGAUGGAAGAUAAACUCCCUGGUUCACCCCCAAGUUCGCCCAAGGAAGAUGAUGAGGUGACUCAAAAAGUGAAAGAACAGCCCCAGGCAGCACGCACCACGAAGCCACAUCAGGUGGAACAUGGGAGAGAAAAAACAGAAAAGGAAGAUGACAAAUCAGACACUUCAAGUUCUCAGCAACCAAAAAGCCCGCAAGGUCUGAGUGACACAGGAUACUCUUCUGAUGGGAUAUCAAGUUCACUUGGUGAAAUUCCAAGUCUUAUUCCAAGUGACGAAAAAGAUUUGCACAAGGUUCUCAAAAAGGACUCUUUUUCCCAAGAAAGCAGCCCCUCCAGCCCCUCAGACUUGGCUAAGUUAGAGAGCACGGUCCUCUCCCUUCUGGAGGCUCAGGCAAGCACCCUCGUGGCGGAGAAGCCCCACGGGAACAGCCAGCCUCCGGAGGUUUGUUGCGGGCUGCCCGUGGGUUCCCGGGCGGAGACCCCGGCGGCGGGACAGGAGUUGGCGAGGCGCGCGGGGGAAGGGGAGCCUUCCACGCAGGACGGCCGCCAGGACGUGCCUUCCACGCAGGACGGCCGCCAAGAUGUCCCUUCCAUGCAGGACGACCGCCGGGACGUCCCUUCCACGCAGGACGGUCGACGGGACAUGCCUUCCACGCAGGACGGUCGACGGGACGUCCCGUCCAUGCAGGACGGUCUCCGACACGUCCCUUCCACGCAGGACGGUCUCCGAGAUGUCCCUUCCACGCAGGAUGGGCGCCGGGAUGUCCCUUCCACGCAGGACGGCCGCCGGGACGUGCCCUCCACGCAGGACUAUGGAGGGCAGUUGGCGUGGGUCGGGGCCGCGCGGCCCCUAAGGCCGCCCCCCGAGUGCGCGGAGGGCCACAGCGACAGCGAGAAGCCCCCGGGGCCCCCGAGAGAGCGCGGGGCCGGCGCAGGCUCAUCCAGCAGCGAGGAUGGUAGGCGGGAGGACAGCCCGGGCUCCGGGGACGACGGCGGCCUGGGAGGUGAACCAGCCGCGGACGCGAGCGCCGACGAGGACGCCUCGGGGUCUGAGGGCGACGAACCCCCCGGCAGCCACCUCCCGGACGUGCGCAGCGCUGACGGCCGCCCGAGGGAAGAGCCCAGGGGCAAGGCGAGGGCGGCCGCGGGCAAGCACCGGCGAGCCAGCCGCAGGAGCGCCGCAAGCCUCGACGGCGAUGCGGGACGACGCCACUCGUGGCACGAUGACGACGAUGACAUGUUCGACGACAGCCCCGAGCCGAGGUACAGAGAGACCACGAGUCAGGACAGCGACGAGCUCAUCGUGGCCGGAGGAGGCGGUCUUCGGCGCUUCAAAACCAUAGAGCUGAACAGCGCGACGGCGGAGCGCUACGGCCCGGAGCCCGCGCGCAGAGCCACAGUGUUGGACUUCGAUGAGGAGCCAGAACUGGAAAUGGAGAGCCUGACGGACUCUCCAGAAGACAGGUCACGGGGGGAAGGGUCCUCCAGCCUUCACGCUUCCAGCUUCACUCCCGGCACAUCCCCGACGUCGGUGUCCUCCCUUGAUGAGGACAGUGAUAGUAGCCCGAGCCACAAAAAGGGAGAGAGCAAGCAGCAACGGAAAGCUCGGCACAGGUCGCACGGCCCCCUUCUGCCCACCAUCGAGGACUCCUCAGAGGAGGAAGAGCUGAGAGAGGAGGAAGAGCUGCUGAAGGAGCAAGAAAAGCAGCGGGAAUUGGAACAGCAACAAAGAAAGACUUCUAGUAAGAAAUCAAAGAAAGACAAAGAUGAACUUCGAGCUCAGAGGAGGAGGGAGAGACCAAAGACCCCACCCAGUAACCUCUCUCCCAUUGAAGACGCAUCUCCCACAGAAGAGUUACGUCAGGCCGCAGAGAUGGAGGAGCUCCAUCGGUCCUCUUGUUCCGAAUACUCACCUAGCAUAGAGUCAGACCCGGAAGGUUUUGAAAUAAGCCCAGAGAAAAUAAUAGAAGUCCAGAAAGUGUAUAAAUUGCCCACAGCUGUGUCUUUGUACUCCCCAACCGAUGAGCAGUGUCUCAUGCAGAGAGAAGACGGCCAAAAGGCAUUAAAAAGUGCUGAGGAGAUGUAUGAAGAAAUGAUGCACAAAACCCACAAGUACAAGGCUUUUCCAGCUGCAACGGAACGAGAUGAAAUGUUUGAAAAAGAGCCUUUGUAUGGAGGAAUGUUAAUAGAGGACUAUAUUUACGAAUCUCUAGUGGAGGACACAUAUAAUGGUUCGGUAGAUGGAGGCCUACUAACGAGGCAAGACGACGAAAACGGCUUUCUGCAACAGAGAGGGAAAGAGCAAAAAGUAAGGAUUCCGGAACAGAUUUAUGAAGAUCCUAUGCAAAAAAUAACAGACCUCCAGAAAGAGUUUUACGAAUUGGAAAGCUUACAUUCUCUUGUGCCUCAAGAAGACAUCGUUUCAAGCUCUUACAUCAUCCCAGAAAGCCACGAGAUAGUGGAUCUGGGUAGUAUGGUAACUUCCACCAGUGAAGAAAAGAAGUUACUAGAUGCCGAUGCUGCCUAUGAAGAGCUCAUGAAGAGGCAGCAGCAGAUGCAGUUCCCACCUGGGUCCGGUCCAUCCCCCCCCAUCACGGAUGACAUCACAGAAUCUACUGUGGACUUUGACAGGAUGCCCGAUGCUUCUUUGACAUCAAGUGUUCUCUCGGGAGCAUCUCUCACAGAUUCCACCAGCAGCGCAACGCUCUCCAUCCCCGAUGUCAAAAUAACCCAACAUUUUUCAACAGAAGAAAUUGAGGAUGAAUAUGUAACUGAUUAUACGAGGGAGAUUCAAGAGAUAAUUGCCCAUGAGUCACUGAUUUUGACCUACUCCGAGCCUUCAGAAAGUGCCACAUCUGUCCCGCCCUCCGACACACCCUCUCUCACAUCAUCUGUGUCUUCAGUUUGUACCACAGAUAGCUCCUCACCCAUCACUACCUUGGAUAGUAUAACCACAGUUUAUGCGGAGCCUGUGGACAUGGUGACUAAGUUUGAAGAUUCUGAGAUUUCUUCAUCAACAUAUUUUCCUGGCAGCAUUAUCGACUAUCCGGAAGAAAUAAGUAUAUCUUUAGCUCGGACUGCCCUACCGGAUGGAAGAGCGAGUGCUGAUCAUAUCGUGAUUUCCUUAUCUGAUAUGGGACCGUCUCUCGAACCUGUAGGAACUGAACCCGAGGGGCUCAUUGCUGACACUAUUUCCACUGACUUAUCUACAUCUGAAAAAGACCCAGUGAAGAAAGCCAAGAAGGACACCGGGAAUGGAAUUAUUCUUGACGUUUUGGAAGCUUACAGAGAUAAAAGGGAGAAGUCUGAGGUUGAACCCACAAAAAUUGGCUUAUCUGAAACCGGGUUUGAUCAGCCUCCUUCUCCUGCUAUUGCAGUGGAGGAGCAGGUUCCAGCGACACGCUUGCUGUCUGGACAGGUCUUUGAUCAAGCUAAACCUGCACCUCCCUUGCCAUCUGGCAGCCCUUCUGUUAGCUCUCUUCCGACUAAAACUCGUCCAUUCUUUAGAAGUUCUUCUGUGGAUGCAUCAGCCCAACCUCCUCCACCUCCUCCCCCGCCCCCUCCACCUCCUCCCCCACCCCCUCCUCCUCCUCCUCCACCCCUUCCUCCACCAACCUCACCUAAACCAGCUGUUCAUCCUAAAAAAAAGGUAAUCGCUACAGCUCCGGUGACUCUAACUCCUACAGCUACACCGCCAGCUGAUGUUGUUACUGCAGCAGAGGCCGCGGCCAUUCCAAGAGGUAGUGGGUUACCCAUAACAAAAAUAUGUACCCCUGCACCUCCUCCUGUUCCUCCUAAACCAUCUUCCAUCCCGUCUGGCCUUGUGUUUACACACAGACCUGAGCCAAGUAAACCUCCAAUUGCCCCCAAACCAGCAGUUCCUCAGCUUCCAGUAACGACACAAAAACCAGCAGAUACACACCCCAAACCGGCAGGUCUAUCUUUAACUUCAAAUAUGACACUAAAUUUAGUGACUUCAGCAGAUUAUAAAUUACCUUCCCCUACAUCCCCACUUUCCCCUCACUCUAACAAGUCCUCCCCGAGAUUUUCCAAAUCCCUCAUGGAAACCUAUGUGGUUAUCACGUUGCCAUCUGAACCCGGGACUCCAACAGAUUCUUCAGCCAGUCAGGCAAUCACCAGUUGGCCCCUGGGGUCACCCCCCAAAGACCUGAUUUCCAUCGAACCAGUGUUUUCUUUAGUUCCUCCUCUGACCACGGCGGGAAUGCCCAGUUCUGCAGCACCAAGCUUGUACCUCUCAGGAUCUCUGGGGACAUUGUCUGCUCUCCCGGUCACAACCUUGUCUUCAUUUCAAGCAGCCCCAACCUCGGAGACACAGUUUUUCACAGCUGAAGUUUCUCAGGCCGAGGUUUCAGCAGCCAGAAGUGCAGUCCCCGGUGUUGGUCUCAGCAGUGUCCCGAUCUCAGUUUCCCCAGAGCCUCUUGCUCUCGACAAGCGUCAGCCUAAGGAAAACGGGAAGGUGCAGCUUGUGGGCGAUGCCAUUGAUUUGCGAACGGUACCAAAAGGAGAGGUGCAGGUGCCUGACAAGGGUGUGGAUCUUUCCGCUGCCACCGUAGAUCUGAAGAGGCAGAGCGCCGCAAGUGACGUUUAUGGCAGGCAGAUUAGUGCUGUCCAGCCCUCCGUUAUAAAUCUCAGCACAACUCCGUCAGCAGCGACGCCGAUGGCCCUGCUCGCAGAGUCCGCGACCGUGGUCGCGGGCACUGCUGGUUCAAGUCACGCUGUGGCCGCGGAAAGCCUGGUGGGCCUAGAACGUGGGACGACUGCACCGCUCCAGCUCACGACAUCAAAGCCCGCUGAGCCCACGUACAAGAUGCCAAGUGGCCAGGCCUUCCCUGCUGCUAGGGAGGACGCGCCGAUAAACUUAUCUUUAGGCCCUUCGGCACACCCGGUGACUUCAGCUCUUCCAAAACCUGUCACUGUGCCUCCUGCUGGUGUCACAAAUGGAUGGACUGAUAGCAUCACAUUGCAGGGCAUCCCUGAUGGGGAGGUGGUGGACCUCAGUACAACAAAGUCGCACAGAACAGUUGUGACAAUGGACGAAUCCACUUCGGGUGUGGUGACCAAGAUAGUGGAAGAUGAUGACAAGCCUGUUGAUCUGACUGCAGGAAGAAGAGCUGUGUGCUGUGAUAUGGUUUACAAGUUACCCUUCGGAAGGAGCUGCACGGCACAGCAGCCUGCCACUACUCUUCCUGAGGAUCGUUUUGGCUAUAGGGAUGACCACUAUCAGUACUAUCGAUCAGGGCCCUAUGGUUAUAGAGGGAUUGGGGGAAUGAAACCUUCCAUGUCCGACACUAAUUUAGCGGAAGCUGGACAUUUUUUCUAUAAAAGUAAAAAUGCUUUUGAUUAUUCCGGAGGCACUGAUGCAGCAGUAGAUCUGACUUCAGGGAGAAGUACUACAGGUGAGGUAAUGGAUUAUUCAAGCAAGACCACAGGUCCCUAUCCAGAAACACGGCAAGUCAUUUCAGAAGUUGGGAUUAGUACCCCACAGUAUUCCACAGCAAGAAUGACUCCACCUCCAGGAUCCCAGUAUGGUGUGGGGAGCGUUCUGAGGUCAUCGAAUGGUGUCGUCUAUUCUUCAGUAGCAACCCCAAUUCCCUCCACAUUUGCUAUCACCACACAACCUGGCUCCAUUUUCAGCACCACGGUGAGGGAUUUGUCUGGCGUGCACACAGCUGACGCCGUGACUUCGUUAUCCGCUCUGCACCAGAGCCAGCCGAUGCCUAGAUCCUAUUUCCUAACAACAGGUGCCUCUGAAACAGACAUCGCGGCACCUGGUAUUGAUAUCAGUGCCAGUUUGCAGACCCUUACGAUGGAGACUCUGACUGCUGAGACGAUAGACUCAGUUCCCACUUUAACCACAGCAUCCGAAGUGUUUUCUGAAGUGGUGGGAGAUGAAACUGCUAUUUUAAUUGUACCCGAAGAAGAUAAACAGCAGCAGCAGCUCGACUUGGAGCGUGAGCUCCUGGAACUGGAGAAAAUUAAGCAACAGCGUUUUGCCGAGGAACUGGAGUGGGAGCGUCAGGAAAUUCAAAGGUUCCGGGAACAAGAAAAGAUCAUGGUUCAAAAGAAGCUGGAGGAGCUGCAGUCUAUGAAGCAGCACCUUCUCUAUCAGCAAGAAGAGGAGCGGCAGGCCCAGUUCAUGAUGAGGCAGGAGACCUUAGCUCAGCAACAGCUACAGCUGGAGCAGAUCCAGCACCUGCAGCAGCAGCUUCACCAGCAGCUGGAAGAGCAGAAGAUUCGCCAGAUCUACCAGUAUAACUACGACCCUUCUGGAACUGCAUCUCCCCAAACGACCACGGAGCAGGCGAUGCUGGAAGGGCAGUAUGCUGCCCCGGAAGGGAGUGCGUUCUGGGCUCCUGAGGACGCCACCACCACCGCCUCGGCCGUCGUGGCGAUCGAAAUUCCCCAGAGCCAGGGCUGGUACACAAUGCAGUCUGAUGGUGUGACCCAGUACAUCGCCCCACCUGGCAUCCUUAGCACCGUCUCAGAAAUCCCUCUGACAGAGGUGGUGGUCAAGGAGGAGAAGCAGCCCAAAAAGAGAAGUUCUGCAGCGAAAGCCCGUGGACAGUAUGAGGAAAUGGGGGAACCCGAUGACCCCCGCGGCUUUAAAAAGAUAGUGGACAGCGGCGUGCAAACCGACGACGAGGACGCAGCAGACCGGAGCUAUGUGAGUAGGAGGCGGAGAACCAAAAAGAGUGUUGAUACAAGUGUCCAAACUGAUGAUGAAGAUCAGGAUGAAUGGGAUAUGCCUACUAGAGCGAGGAGGAAAGCUCGAGUAGGCAAGUACGGGGACAGCACUGUGGAUGCUGACAAGAGCAAACCCCUUUCCAAGGUCGCCAGUAUAGCAGUUCAGACAGUAGCCGAGAUUUCUGUGCAGACUGAACCCGUUGGAACCAUAAGAACACCGUCAGUACACGCACGCGUGGAUGCCAAGGUAGAAAUAAUUAAACACAUUUCAGCCCCUGAAAAGACUUACAAAGGGGGCAGCUUAGGAUGUCAAACAGAAGCAGAUUCAGACACACAGAGUCCUCAGUAUCUGAGUGCCACCUCUCCACCCAAAGACAAGAAACGCCCAACACCUUUAGAGAUUGGUUACUCAUCUCACCUUCGGGCAGAUUCCACAUUACAGCUGGCUCCUUCCCCACCCAAAUCUCCAAAAGUCCUUUAUUCACCCAUCUCACCACUUUCACCAGGCAAAGCCUUAGAAUCAGCCUUUGUACCUUAUGAAAAACCCCUCCCUGAUGAGAUAAGUCCACAGAAAGUACUGCAUCCAGACAUGGCUAAAGUGCCCCCAGCAAGUCCUAAGACAGCCAAGAUGAUGCAGCGGUCCAUGUCUGACCCCAAGCCUCUGAGUCCAACAGCAGAUGAAAGUUCCAGGGCUCCUUUUCAGUAUACCGAGGGCUACACGACAAAAGGUUCUCAAACCAUGACACCUUCUGGCACCCAGAAAAAAGUUAAGAGAACUCUGCCAAACCCACCCCCUGAGGAGACCUCUACAGGCACUCAGUCAACAUACAGCACAGUGGGUACAGUUUCCAGGAGGAGGAUCUGCAGAACCAACACAAUGGCACGAGCCAAGAUUCUCCAGGAUAUAGACAGAGAGCUUGAUCUUGUAGAGAGGGAAUCUGCAAAGCUGAGAAAGAAACAAGCAGAACUUGAUGAGGAAGAAAAGGAGAUUGAUGCAAAGUUACGGUACCUGGAAAUGGGAAUUAACAGGAGGAAAGAGGCAUUAUUAAAGGAGAGAGAAAAGCGAGAGCGAGCCUACCUCCAGGGAGUAGCUGAGGAUCGGGAUUACAUGUCUGACAGUGAAGUGAGCAGCGCCCGACCAACCCGAAUAGAAAGUCAGCAUGGCAUUGAGCGACCAAGGACUGCUCCCCAAACUGAAUUCAGCCAGUUUAUACCACCGCAGACCCAAACAGAAUCUCAGCUAGUCCCUCCUACAAGUCCUUAUACACAGUACCAGUAUUCUUCCCCUGCUCUUCCUACCCAAGCACCCACUCCGUACACCCAACAGUCCCAUUUUCAGCAACAGACUUUGUACCAUCAGCAAGUUUCACCUUAUCAGACUCAGCCAACAUUUCAAGCUGUGGCAACAAUGUCCUUCACACCUCAAGCUCAACCUACACCAACCCCGCAACCUUCUUACCAGUUACCAUCACAGAUGAUGGUGAUACAACAAAAGCCACGGCAAACUACAUUAUAUUUGGAGCCCAAGAUAACUUCAAACUAUGAGGUGAUUCGUAACCAACCCCUAAUGAUAGCACCUGUUUCUACUGAUAAUACAUAUGCUGUCUCCCAUCUUGGGAGUAAGUACAAUAGCUUAGACCUGAGAAUAGGAUUGGAGGAAAGAAGUAGCAUGGCAAGUAGUCCAAUAUCAAGCAUAUCUGCAGAUUCUUUCUAUGCAGAUAUUGACCAUCAUACUCCACGAAAUUACGUCCUAAUUGAUGACAUUGGAGAUAUUACCAAAGGAACGGCAGCAUUAAGCACUGCAUUUAGCCUUCAUGAAAAGGAUCUGUCAAAAACAGACCGUCUCCUUCGAUCCACUGAAACACGUAGAUCUCAAGAAGUGACAGAUUUCCUAGCACCUUUACAGACAUCCUCCAGAUUGCAUAGUUAUGUGAAAGCAGAGGAAGAUCCCAUGGAGGAUCCCUAUGAGUUAAAGCUUCUGAAACAUCAGAUUAAACAAGAAUUCCGUAGAGGAGCAGAGAGCUUAGAUCACCUUGCUGGUCUUUCCCAUUAUUACCAUGCUGAUACGGGCUAUAGACAUUUUCCAAAAUCUGAGAAGUACAGCAUUAGUAGACUCACACUUGAAAAACAAGCAGCAAAACAACUACCAGCAGCCAUACUUUAUCAAAAACAAUCAAAGCACAAGAAAUCACUAAUUGAUCCUAAAAUGUCAAAAUUUUCACCCAUUCAAGAAAGUAGAGACCUUGAACCUGAUUAUUCAAGCUAUAUGACUUCUAGCACUUCAUCUAUUGGUGGCAUUUCUUCCAGAGCAAGGCUUCUUCAAGAUGACAUCACUUUUGGCCUCAGAAAAAAUAUUACAGACCAACAGAAAUUUAUGGGCUCAUCUCUUGGCACAGGGCUGGGCACAUUAGGAAAUACCCUCCGGUCAGCUUUGCAGGAUGAAGCAGAUAAACCAUACAGUAGUGGCAGCAGAUCCAGACCUUCUUCCAGACCUUCUUCGGUCUAUGGCCUUGAUUUAUCAAUUAAAAGAGAUUCUUCUAGCUCUUCCCUAAGACUGAAAGCUCAAGAGGCUGAAGCUCUAGAUGUUUCCUUUAGUCAUUCAUCACCUUCUGGCAGAACUAAGCCUACCAGUUUACCAAUUAGCCAGAGUAGAGGAAGAAUACCAAUUGUGGCCCAGAAUUCUGAAGAAGAAAGUCCACUCAGUCCUGUUGGCCAGCCAAUGGGAAUGGCCAGGGCUGCAGCUGGACCCCUUCCACCAAUAUCUGCAGACACUAGGGAUCAGUUUGGAUCAAGUCACUCAUUGCCUGAAGUUCAGCAACACAUGAGAGAAGAAUCACGAACUCGAGGCUAUGACCGUGACAUAGCGUUCAUCAUGGAUGACUUCCAACAUGCCAUGUCAGACAGUGAAGCCUAUCACCUACGUCGUGAAGAAACAGAUUGGUUUGACAAACCCAGGGAGUCUCGUUUGGAAAAUGGACAUGGUCCGGAUCGCAAACUGCCAGAAAGAUUGGUCCACUCUAGACCAGUUAGUCAACAUCAAGAGCAAAUUAUACAGAUGAACGGGAAGACUAUGCACUACAUCUUUCCUCAUGCAAGGAUAAAAAUGACAAGAGACUCUAAGGAUCACACAGUUUCAGGUAAUGGAUUAGGAAUUAGAAUUGUGGGUGGUAAAGAAAUCCCUGGACAUAAUGGAGAGAUUGGAGCCUAUAUUGCUAAAAUUUUUCCUGGAGGAAGUGCAGAACAGACAGGGAAACUUAUGGAAGGGAUGCAAGUAUUGGAAUGGAAUGGAAUUCCUUUAACUUCUAAAACGUAUGAAGAAGUGCAGAGUAUCAUUAGUCAGCAAAGUGGGGAAGCAGAAAUAUGUGUAAGACUGGAUCUCAAUAUGCUGUCCGACUCUGAAAAUCCCCAGCAGCUGGAACUUCAUGAGCCACCAAGAGCUGUGGAUAAAGCGAAAUCCCCAGGGGUUGAUCCCAAGCAGUUGGCAGCGGAGCUCCAGAAGGUUUCACUACAACAGUCACCACUGGUUCUGUCAUCUGUUGUGGAGAAAGGAUCUCACGUUCAUUCAGGUCCUACUUCUGCAGGAUCCAGUUCCGUCCCCAGUCCUGGGCAACCAGGGUCUCCCUCAGUGAACAAAAAGAAGCACAGCAGCAGCAAGCCUACUGAUGCAACAAAGGUUGUCUCUCAUCCGAUUACAGGGGAAAUUCAGCUUCAAAUCAACUAUGAUCUCGGAAAUCUCAUAAUCCAUAUUCUCCAAGCAAGAAACCUUGUUCCUCGAGACAACAAUGGUUACUCGGACCCCUUUGUUAAAGUGUACCUUCUUCCUGGGAGAGGUCAAGUCAUGGUUGUCCAGAAUGCAAGUGCUGAGUACAAGAGGAGGACUAAAUAUGUUCAAAAAAGUCUUAAUCCCGAGUGGAAUCAAACAGUAAUUUAUAAAAGUAUCUCCAUGGAACAGCUCAAGAAGAAAACACUGGAGGUGACGGUCUGGGAUUAUGAUAGAUUUUCUUCCAAUGACUUUCUUGGUGAGGUAUUGAUUGAUUUAUCUAGCACAUCUCAUCUGGAUAACACCCCUAGAUGGUAUUCUCUCAAAGAACAGACUGAAAGCAUCGAUCAUGGCAAGUCUCAUUCUAGUCAGAGCAGCCAACAGUCUCCGAAGCCAUCUGUCAUCAAAAGCAGAAGCCAUGGUAUCUUCCCUGACCCAUCCAAGGACAUGCAGGUGCCCACCAUCGAGAAGUCGCACAGCAGCCCCGGCAGCUCCAAGUCGUCGUCCGAGGGCCACCUGCGCUCGCACGGGCCGUCGCGCAGCCAGAGCCGCAGCAGCGUCGCGCAGAGCCACCUGGACGACGCGGGCGCCGCCAUCGCCGCCGCCGAGGCCGCCGUGCAGCAGCUCCGCCUGCAACCAACAAAGCCUACCAACCACCGGCCUGCAGAAAGCUCCGUGUCCACCGGCUCCUCGGGCAGCAGCUUUGGCAGCGGGUAUAGUGUCGACAGUGAAGGGAGCAGCAGCACUGCAGGGGAAACCAAUCUAUUUCCUAUUCCAAGGAUAGGGAAGAUGGGACAGAAUGGGCAAGAGCCCGUAAAGCAGCCAGGAGGAGGAGUGGGACUAGCCGACCCUGAAGUCAAAACUCAGGUAAUGGGAGAAAUCAAGAUUGCACUGAAGAAGGAAAUGAAGACAGAUGGUGAACAACUAAUAGUUGAGAUUCUCCAGUGCAGAAAUAUCACCUACAAAUUUAAAUCUCCUGACCACUUGCCAGAUUUAUAUGUAAAAAUAUAUGUGAUGAACAUCUCUACCCAGAAAAAGGUGAUUAAGAAAAAAACGAGAGUGUGCCGACAUGAUAGAGAGCCUUCAUUCAAUGAAACGUUUAGAUUCAGCCUUAGUCCUGCUGGGCAUUCGCUUCAGAUUUUACUUUUCUCUAAUGGAGGGAAGUUUAUGAAAAAGACCUUGAUCGGUGAAGCCUGUAUCUGGCUUGACAAAGUGGAUCUCAGAAAAAGAAUAGUCAACUGGCACAAACUUUUGGUCAGUGCUACUCAAACCCAUUGAAGAAAUGUGUCUGCUCAGGGCAUAGA